Messenger RNA from Monomorium pharaonis (pharaoh ant), 1962 nucleotides. RefSeq names its product leucine-rich repeat transmembrane neuronal protein 4. NCBI's taxonomy places the organism in Eukaryota, Metazoa, Arthropoda, Insecta, Hymenoptera, Formicidae. The transcript has a single exon. The coding region runs from base 103 to 1143 and encodes 346 amino acids. Gene Ontology annotation, molecular function: protein binding. The record is from RefSeq and is a predicted model, not a curated record.
UCUAAUCGCGCGCGCUCUCGGUAGGGUACAAAACACGUAAAGUGAUUUUGCAGUCGCAUCUGCGUCGCUCGGUUAGUCCUGUCGAUUUGUUGAUCUCCCGCCAUGUCGCGAUUUUUCCUGCUCCUCCUCUCGCAAGUCGUCCUGUUUGUCUCGGCGAGGGUCUCGUCGGAAGUGAAGGAACCGACCUGCCGGGACACCGACGGCUACAACGUCUGCCACUACAUGGGGGUGCUCGUCGAGGUUACGCAACGUCGUUUCGAGGACCGAUUGGACAUUAGCGACCUGGAUCUCCUGGCGAUUCGAGAGGACGCCUUCAAGAACGUGACGGCGACACACUUGUACCUGAACCAGGGCAACCGGAUAUCCGUGCUGAAGAGGGGAUCCUUCCGCGGUCUGCCCAAUUUGGAGCGUCUUCACUUGGACGACAACGUGGUGCCAUUGUCGGGGCACUUGUUCGCGGAAUUGGGACACCUGCAGUCCCUGUCGUUAAUCUUCAACAGGAUAGAAUCGAUACCAAAGGACUCGUUCGCCGGUCUGUCGAGCCUGAUGUGGCUCUACCUGGGUCACAAUGACAUCGAGGCGAUCGAAGCGGAAUCCUUCGCGAAUCCGAAUCCCAGUCUGCUGUACCUGUGGCUCAACAACAACAAAAUCUCCCGCGUCGCACCCGGCUCUUUCGCCGGCUUGACCGAGCUGAGUCGCCUUCACUUGGACUACAAUCAGUUGGAGGGCUUGCCGAGCGGCGCCUUUCGAGGACUGAACAAGUUGGAGGAUCUCUACUUAAAUGACAAUCGGAUAACGAGCGUCUCCAGAGCGCUACUCCGUAACCUGGUCGGUCUGAGGAGACUCUAUCUUCAGCAGAACGAUAUCAGCGCUCUCGAACCGGAAACGUUCCGGGAGCUGUCUAAGCUGGAACUGCUGCGACUGGACGGAAACAAAUUGUCUCAUAUUGUAACCGGCACCUUUGCCGGACUCUCCAGUCUCAUUGACCUCAAGCUAUCCGACAAUAACAUCCGCGCGAUGGAUAAUGGCGCUCUCGCCAAUCUCGUCAAUUUGCGACGCCUCUACUUCGGCGGCAACAAUUUCACCGAAAUCGAGAGGGAGAUCGCCAACCUUCCGCGCGUUACCGUCAUCACGACGCCUUAGGGAUUUGCUUAUGUUUCAACGUAUAAAAGUCGACAUUUAUAGUCGAUUUCUGUUUAAGAUCAUGGUGGAAUUAGAAAGAUGACGCAUUGCGCAUAAUGCAUCCGUGGAUUAUUUUCCAGCUCGCUAUUUCAACCAAUUAGGUGCACUAAUGCAAGCCGCAAAUUUUAAAGAUAUUCGCUAACUUGGCUAGGUUAUCCCACUACAUUGGUUUUGCAUUGCCAUACACAUUUGAUUAGCUGACUUCCCUUCUUACUAAAUUUCUGAACAACUGUGUAUCUUCCGAAAUACGUCACCUUUUUAAUCCCACCAUAGACAUCGUUUAAGAUCAUAGGCUGGUACUCAUAGUUUCAUCUUAUAUUUAAGAUCAUCUUAAGUAUCAUCUUAAGAUGUCAUCAACUAAUCACAGAGAUGUACUAGCAUUUCAAGAUUUACUUAAGACGCUCUUGAAAUAAGAAUCGACUAUGCUGGUCAUACAUCAAUCACGGAACUAUACACGAAGGACAUUUUACGUCGAAAAUUACUAUGGCAUAUACUAUAUUGUAUCACACUAUAUUAUACUAUAUAUAUACUAUUAUACUAUACACUAUAUUUUAUACUUAUACUACAAUAUAUGGUAUUCUCUGAAAUUUCUUUUUAUGGUCCGUGGUUACUAUCGAACAUAGUAAUUUUUGAUAUAAAGUUUUUUCCAUGUGGACACCUUAAGACAUUACUCAAGACUCUUGAAAUAAGAAAUAAGAAUCGACUGUGAAAUCAACCGUGAAAUUCUUCUAUUGUCUAAAAAGAAAUAAAUCCUUGGUCUAAUCAUGGCGUAACGACAUA